AAUCUUAGCAAUUGAGUACAAACACUAGAGAGAGAGGAAAUAAUGUUAUCGCAACGUUCACAUUACGUUCCCUUUUGCCAUGAAAAACAAAAGUCUAUCGUAGAUUUUCCGGCCGCCGUGUCUCCGCCUUCUACGGCCGUUGUCUACGACCAGCACGGCCCUCCUGACACCGUCACUAGAGUGACUGAAAUUCCGCCUGUGAAGAUCACAGAGAACGACGUCUGUGUAAGAAUGCUCGCAGCUCCAAUCAACCCUGCCGAUAUUAACAGAAUAGAAGGAGUCUAUCCAGUACGGCCACAAGUACCAACAAUUGGUGGAUGGGAAGGGGUUGGAGAAGUACAUUCUUUUGGCUCUGCAGUUAAGACUCUUUCCCAUGGAGAUUUGGUUAUUCAUUCUGCAUAUAUUCCAGGUACAUGGCAGACCUACGUUGUAGAAGACCAAAGUUUAUGGCACAAAAUUGAUAAAAGCACCCCAAUUGAAUAUGCUGCCACAUGUUCUGUUAAUCCUUUGAGCGCCUUGAGAAUGCUCGAGGACUUUGUGGCUUUAAAACCAGGAGACACAAUUGUGCAAAAUGGAGCAACAAGUAUUGUGGGGCAAUGUGUCAUUCAGCUAGCUCGAGUUCGUGGAAUUCAUAGCAUCAAUAUCAUAAGAGAUAAGCCAGGAUCUGAUGAAGUUAAAGAAAAAUUAAUGAAACUUGGUGCUGAUUUGGUGUUUACUGAGAGUGAAUUGGAUGUGAAAUCUAUCAAAAGUCUCUUGGAUGAUAUACCUGAACCUCGUUUGGGUUUGAACUGUAUUGGUGGCAAUGCAGCUACUUUAGUUAUAAAAUUAUUAAGGCAAGGUGGCACUAUGGUUACAUAUGGAGGGAUGUCAAAGAAACCUAUUACAAUAUCUACUUCAUCUUUCAUUUUUAAGGAUGUUUCAUUGAGAGGAUUCUGGCUGCAAGAAAAGAAUUUAGACCAAGCACAAUAUAGGUGUUCGAUUGAUUAUCUCUUGGCCCUUGCCCGUGCCGGGAGAUUGAAAUAUGAGUUACCCAUUUUUCCUUUGAUAAGAAUAUGUCGGGCAGAAUUUUAAAUUCGAAGCUUCCUGCCAGGGCGGAUUUUUGCUUCAAUUAUAGGGUAUGUGAACUCAUGAUCUUUUUUCAUCAAAUUAGGUAUUUUAUGUAUGUAUUUUCUAGAAUUAGUAUAAUAUUAUUUGCUAACUUCUAUGCUCUAAAAAUAUGGAAUGGUGCAAGAUUAAUUCCCACUUAAUACCAUUUAUUAUGGUGCAAUCAUGUUUUAGAAAUCAUAAAUUCACGUCUCGGAGUCAAAGCCAACGAGUUCAACUGAGUUUUGUUAUAGUACCUCAAUUUAUAUAAUGUAUUUUAAUUCAGUAUGCAAUUCAAGAAUGAAUAGACUUUUUUUCGGGGAAAAACUUGUAUAACUAUAAAAAUAUUAUAACUUGUAAUCUUGAAUAUGUUUUUUAAAAAAAUACCAUUAUUUUAAAAAUCGACUAAUAAGUAAAUAACGUCAUUAUUUUAAUGCAAGAAUAACUUUAUGUAGCCGCACGAGCUUUAAAUAUCUUAUAACCACACAAAUAUUAUAACGAAUUUAAUACAACUGAUUUUACUAAUUUUUAUUAUUUUCUUAAGCUUCAUGUCCUAUCAAAGUAACUUUUUUAAAUUAAAGCGGAUGUAGUAAUCUUGUAUCUAGUUCAGCCUUUUCUAAAACGGCAUUAACCUGAGGAGUUGAGUAAAAAUAUGAGUGAGUCUAAUCAGAUUAAGGACCGUUUAGCCAUAACAAAAGAUUCUUUUUUUUUUUCGAAAUCACUGUUUGGCCUUGAAAAUUUCAAUUUUCGAUUAAAGAUGAUUCAAAAAUUUUUGAAAAUUUGAAAAACUCUACAAAAAGCUAUUUUUUAAAAUUUUCACUUCAGAUUAUCCAGAAAAAUUCAAAAACAGCCCCAAAUUAUAUUCAUGUACAAAUAUAUAACUCUAAUUUUCAAAUUACAUUUUCACUUUAAUUUUUUUACAAUUCUUAUGUCCAAAUGCGCACUAAGAUGUAAGCUAGUUGAACGGAGUCUUGCCCAGUAUAAUCCCACUAGUGAGGUUUGGACUAAGUAUCCUGCUCUUCAAGAACUUUCCACCUUAUUUUUGGGUGACUCGAACUCACAACCUGUUUAGUGAAAGUAGAGGGUGCUUAUAGCAACCCACCGUAAUAAUUAAGAAUUAUGGAGAAAGAGCAUAACUAUCACGUGAUGAAUCCAGAACCGGACAUUAAGAUUCUGACAUUACUUUUCUUUUAGAAAAUGAGACGGGGCUAAUCGGGACAAAACUUGACCAGAUUAUAGCACAACAAUUUAAUAGGCCAUUCGCUGAGGAAAGUAAGCAAAAAACAGUGGUGGCAAGAGUUGGUGGACUAGCUGAAGGAGAUUCCUUUCGCUUUCAAAAUCUGACUACUCCUUGUGCAUCUUAUGGCAACAAAUGUUCAUUUUUCUUUUAAUGUUUAAAAGCAAGAAUUAAAGGCAUUUACUAGCCACUCAUAAUACUGAUAUUUAAAGGUAUUUAUUAGCCACUUAAUACCGUCACCUAAAAAGUACUUUUUUCGAAAUUAAUAUUAGACAAUGAAAUUUUCGAUUUUUCAUUUAAAGAUGAAAUUCAAAAUUGUUCGAAAAUUUUAUAAACUUCAAAAAAUUAUUUUUUAAAAUUCUGACAUUCUUUAUUAAGAAAUGAGACGUGACUAAUCGGGCCAAGGACAAGAGACGACAAAAAUUGGCCAAAACAGUUUAGUAGGCCGUUCGGUGAGGAAAGUAGGCAAAAAAAAAAAAAAAAAAAAAAAGUGGUGGCAAGAGUUGGUGGACUAGCUGAAGCCUGACGGCGAUUUCUUUCGCUUUCAAAAUACUAUGGUCAUUUUUAAAAUCUGACAACUCUUCGUACAUGUUAUGACAGCAAGUCAAUUUUUCUUUCUUGUUUGAAAGAAAGGAUUAAAGGCAGUUACUAGCCACAAAUAUAUUUUGAUAUUUAAAGACACUUAGCCAUUAAUACCGCCACCUAAAAAGUAUUCUCCUGUUUCACUCUAUGUGAAUCUAUUUUCUUUUUGGUCCGUUCAAAAAAAAAA
Messenger RNA from Nicotiana tabacum (common tobacco), 3089 nucleotides. Its product is annotated as enoyl-[acyl-carrier-protein] reductase, mitochondrial-like. Gene Ontology annotation, biological process: fatty acid metabolic process. Gene Ontology annotation, cellular component: mitochondrion. Gene Ontology annotation, molecular function: oxidoreductase activity. The record is from RefSeq and is a predicted model, not a curated record. Lineage: Eukaryota; Viridiplantae; Streptophyta; Magnoliopsida; Solanales; Solanaceae.